UUUCCGACAUCCCGUCAACGCAUCACCCGGAUGAUGGGCGUGUUUCUCUCCAACAACAUGUCGGCAUAGGAGUUUCUUGCAAAACUUUACACUAAAUAUUCAGUGAGUUUAGCCGUCCAGCGCUUAACAUUUGCGGGAACAUGGUGUGUGAGCGUGGCGGAAGCGCAGUUAAGCCUUUACGGAAUGGGUUGUUUUGUAAAUGUAUAGUUUUAGUGGCAUUUCUAUGCAUAAACCUCACCGUCUGUGCCUGUGAAAGAAUCGCUCCAGACAGAUGUCUCAUCUGGGGUCCGGGGCUCAACCCCGACGUAGUUUUACCAGUCCGCUACUUCAUUAUUCAGGCGGUCAAUUCAAAAGGAGGAAACCUGACUUCAUCUCCAGGUAGAGACACGUUUAAAGUAAAGAUAAGUCCACUGGACAAGAAGGAGCACAUCCGCAUCCACGUCCCUGCACCUCUGGACAGAGGAGACGGCUCCUUCCUGGUCAGGUACCGGCUCUACGGGACUGUGCUGACGGGCCUGAAGGUUGAGGUCCUCCACCAAGAUGCUGCUGUUGCCAAGUCACCCUACACCAUCCAAGGUCCGGUCUAUCAUGAAUACUGUGACUGUCCUAAACUCGAUGCCUCAGUCUGGCAGAGCACCAUGCAGUGUCCCGCCACAGAGCCUCAGAUCCUGGCCGACUUCACAUCUUUUCCAUCGGUUGACUUGCAGCACCUCAGACAGGAAGUGCCCCAAAGAUUCUCCAACAGAGGCGGUCUCAUUCACUACGCCAUCAUCAACAACCAGCUGUACCGCCGCACUCUGGGAAAAUACACCGACUUUAAGAUGUUCUCAGAUGAAAUGCUGCUCUCUCUAACCAGAAAGGUGAGGGUACCUGAUGUGGAGUUUUACAUCAAUGUUGGCGACUGGCCGUUAGAGACAAGGAAAACAGAUCCUGUUCCAGUUCUGUCAUGGUGCGGCUCAACAGAGACACGGGACAUUGUCCUCCCCACUUACGAGGUUACACACUCCACACUGGAGACCAUGAGAGGCGUCACCAAUGACCUGCUGUCUGUCCAGGGAAACACAGGGCCUCCUUGGAUGAACAAGACAGAUCGUGCGUUCUUCCGUGGCCGGGACAGCCGAGAGGAACGUCUUCACCUGGUCUCUCUGUCCAAGAAAAACCCUGAGCUGCUGGACGCAGGCAUCACAGGAUGGUUCUUCUUCAGGGACAGGGAGAAACACGUAGGAAAAGUACCACUUGUUGGACUCUUUGAGUUCUUUAAGUUCAAGUACCAGGUGAACGUGGAUGGAACAGUCGCAGCAUAUCGCUUUCCUUACCUGAUGCUCGGGAACAGUCUGGUUCUUAAGCAAGACUCCCAGUAUUAUGAAUAUUUCUACAGCCAUCUUAAACCAGGCUCUCACUACAUUCCCAUUAAGAGAAACCUGUCAGACCUUUUGGACAAAAUCAAAUGGGCCAAAGAGAAUGAUGCUGAAGCACAAGAGAUUGCCAGAGCGGGUCAGACAGAGGCCAGAGAGCUGCUGCAGCCCAGCAGACUGUACUGUUAUUACUACAGCGUGCUGCACAUGUACUCGGAGCGGCAGAUAGGACAGCCGACACGCCACGCAGACAUGGAGCUCGUUUCUCAGCCAGAUGACCACACUGCUGUGUGUAUAUGUAAGCGCAAAAGCCACAAAGAAGAAACCAACAUGAAGGAUGAGCUAUAAUGGAAUCCUUCCGUAGUUUUUGUCAUUUUUUUUCUCUUGAACAUUCCUGACAUUUAAGAGUGGCAAUAAUUGAAUGUUACUGAUUCUCACAAGAAAAUAAAUGUGAAUUUCACAGUUUACAGUUUAGCCUUACAAUUGUUUUUAUUUUGGAUAGUUGAGGAAUGAUUUAUGCUAAAAUCUCUGUCCUCGGUUAUUUCAGGACGAGGCUGCAGGACAUAGUCCUCAAAAUGAUAAUGCCACUCUGAAUGUUAAGUACUGUGUUUUGUUGUUUUUUGUGCCUUUGUAAUCCAAGAAACUGAGGAUAUGAUUGCUGUUUUGUAACUGUGCCUUUGCAUUGACAUGUUUACAGUAUUGUCUUAAAAUGAAUACUUCUUAAAUAAAUCUUCAAAAUCUCGAAAUACCAUCCUUAUA
Molecule: messenger RNA, 2114 nt
Organism: Acanthopagrus latus (yellowfin seabream)
Lineage: Eukaryota; Metazoa; Chordata; Actinopteri; Spariformes; Sparidae
Gene: poglut3
Product: protein O-glucosyltransferase 3
Exons: 6
Coding region: 141-1703 (520 amino acids)
Cellular component (GO): endomembrane system
Molecular function (GO): glucosyltransferase activity; protein binding
Source: RefSeq, a predicted model, not a curated record